GCGGCUUUUCGAACCUCUCUGUUUGCUUUUAAGGUUGGUCGAAAAUGGGUCAGCUGCACAAGUUAGAUAAUAGGAUACAGAUAAUGCUUAAAAAUGGCAUUCUUCGGAAACAUAGGUCGAUGUUUGUCAUGGUUGGGAACAAAGGCCAGGAUCAGGUCCCCAUAAUGCACCAAAUUUUAAAUUCUCUCUCAAGUAAAGGACGGCUCAGCAUUUUGUGGUGCUACAAAAAGGAGUUGAGUUUUAGCACUCACCGCAAGAAGAACCUCAAACUUUUGAACAAAAGGCGGAAAGCAGGGUUGACAUCUGAUGCUACAGUUUUUGAGCAAUUUGUAUGCUCGACAGAUAUACGUUGGUGCUAUUACGACGAGUCACAUAAAAUUCUUGGACAAACAUUCGAUAUGUGUGUGCUUCAAGAUUUCGAAGCUCUGACACCAAACUUACUUGCUCGGACUAUUGAAACUGUUUCUGGUGGAGGUCUCAUAGUUUUUUUGUUAAAAUCUAUGACUUCUUUACAACAGCUUUGCACUAUGGCUAUGGAUAUCCAUUCUCGAUAUCGCACUGAAUCCCAGCACAAUGUUGUCGGUCGAUUUAACGAAAGGUUUUUGUUAUCAUUGGCUAGUAACCCUCGAUGUCUUGUAUUAGACGAUCGAUGGAAUAUCCUACCAUUGUCCCGGAAAGUUCUCAAUUCACUAACGUCAUUGAAGGCUGAUAUUAGUGAUGAGUCUAUUCUUCUAGAACAGAAGGAACUCCAAAAGCUUAAAGUCUCCUUAGCUGAAGAUGGCUCACCAUUUGCUCCUUUAAUAAAGUUGUGUAUCACAUUUGACCAGGCUAAAAGUCUUGUCCAAUUCUGUGCUUCUUUGGCUUCAUCUUCGCAGUUACAAAAUAAGGGCUGCAAUAAAAAUACUCAGGAUACCACCUCCCUGGCUACGGCAAACUCUCUUCUUUCUUCGAUCGGAGCUGGAACUAAGGAAACUAGUAGCUCAUCAGCCUUUGUUGUUGUAACCGCCGGUAGAGGCCGGGGUAAAUCUGCAGCAUUGGGACUUGGAUUAGCUGCUGCUUUUGAAACUGGUUUGCCUAACUUGUAUGUUACUGCACCCAGUCCGGAAAACCUAAAUACACUUAUGCAGUUUGUUGUAAACGGUUUAAAUGCUUUUCAGUAUGAAGAGCACCAGGAUUAUAUUGUUAGUCGCUCAAUGAAUCCUGAACACAAUCAAGCUACAGUUAGAAUCGACGUUUACAGACGAAGCCACAGACAAUCUCUUAUCUAUUUACCACCAUGGGAAAUGGCUGCCCUAUCGAGUGUCAAACAAGCAGAUCUAGUAUGUAUAGACGAAGCUGCUGCCAUUCCACUACCUCUCGUACAAUCCAUUAUCAGUGGUCCAAGAAUUGUAUUUAUGGCAUCUACUAUUAAUGGUUACGAAGGCACUGGUCGAUCUUUAUCCUUUAAACUACUGCGUCAACUGCGAUCACAAUGCACCAUAUCAGGAACUACAACAAAGUUGUCAACAGAUGAUGUAAAAUCUAAGUCUGUUCAGUCGACGGGGAAAGACAAGAUGUUAUUGGGGAAAGGUUUUCGAUCAGUUGAUACUUCACGGGUUUUAUUUGAAGUAUCUCUCACUGAAGCUAUUCGUUAUGCUAGUGGCGAUCCAAUCGAAGCUUGGUUAUUUGACUUAUUGUGUUUGGAUUGUGGAGAGUCUCUGUCUCGUGAACAACAAGCUAAUGAAGUCAAUAUUUAUCUUCCUCCUGUUGAUCAAUGCCAGUUGUAUUAUGUUAAUAGGGAUACUUUGUUUUCAUAUCACAAGUCAACGGAAAUAUUUUUACAUAGACUGAUGGCUCUUUAUGUUUCGUCACAUUAUAAAAAUUCUCCAAAUGAUUUACAACUACUUUCAGAUGCACCUGCUCAUCAUAUAUUUUGUCUUCUUGCUCCAUAUGAUCAUAAAUCUGGCUGUGUACCAGAGGUUCUUUGUGUGCUGCAAGUUUCUUUAGAGGGGAAAAUAAACAAGGAUCGAGUGAUGCAUAACCUUUCUCGUGGUUUACGUCCUUCUGGUGAUUUGAUCCCUUGGACAUUGUCUCAACAGUUCUGUGAUGCCAACUUUGGUGAAUUAUCUGGUGUUCGUGUAGUACGAAUAGCUACUCAUCCUGAUUAUCAAGGUCUUGGUUAUGGGACAAGAGCGUUGAAACUCUUAUAUGACUAUUACAACGAGCAAACGGAUAUUAAAGUUCUUCCAGAAAAUCAGCAUACUGACAUCCAAACUGAAAAUGUUGGCUGCAAUCGUUCUACCGAAGAGACUAAAAGCUUGAACCAAACAUCCAAUAAAUCUUUAAAAUUCAAACCUUCAACCUUAAGUUUUAACUGUGAUUUAGAUGAAGAGAACUAUGACAAUCACGAUGACUCAGAUGCUAGUUUGGAAUCUAAUAAUACAAGAUUAUCUGAAAAUAAUUCAAAUCUUCUCACAGAAAUAAUCAAACGACGUGAACCUACGAGUCUGCCUCCUUUACUUAGUCGUCUUAUUGAACGUCCUUCUGAGAAACUUGAUUACAUUGGUGUUUCUUUCGGUGCUACUCCCAGCUUGUUAAGAUUUUGGAAACGAUCAGGUUACAUCCCAGUUUAUCUUCGUCAAAAUAUGAAUGAGCUGACAGGGGAAUUUACAUGCAUAAUGGUGAAACCAUUUAAGCAUCAAAGUGUCUCGUCGCAAUCGGCAGAAUGGCUUCAGAAUUACUUUUAUGAUUUUACCAAACGUUUAAUACAUCUUUUCCCUGGACCAUUUAGACAUAUGGAUGGAACUUACGGUCUUGAACUCCUUAGUCAUAAAUCAAUGGAUACUGCAAUAUCUAAUGAGCUUACCCAAUCAGAAAUUAGCAGCUUAUUUAAUGCAAUGGAUUUAGAAAGAUUAAGGCGUUAUAGCAGGUCACUUGUUGAUUUCCAUCUUGUCAACGAUCUGUUACCCCGUUUAGCUCAGAUUUAUUUCCAAAGGCGUCUGCCAAAUGUGCGCUUAAAUAAAACUCAACAGGUUAUCCUAUUAUGUAUGGGUUUACAACAUAAAACAGUGGAACAAAUAUCCAGUGAAUUUAGUCGUCUACUUGGUGAUUCUACUCGUCCUCAAAUUCGAGUUUCUGGACUUGCACGGCCUGAUGAUGCUGUAUAUUCAAUACUAAAUUCUCUCAAAGAAAAGUGCGACCCAUCUGGAUCUACAUCUAGCAUCGAUUCUUUUGGUCAUAAAAAGAAAGGACCAGAUACUGGUGUUACUUCAGGUUGGACUAAGUGUAUUCUUGGUCUUCUGUUUGUUAUUGUUCGUGAGCAUAUCAAGUCGUUAGACUCAAUACUUGCAUCUGAGAGGAAAUGUGGGAUAGAAUCAAAGAAAAAUACUAUCGAUGGACAAUUGCAGCCAGUCAUGGAUGUGGAUCUGAAAGUAAGUGUUCGUACUGUAAAACCUAAACUAAGCUAAUUCUAAGCCAUAUUCAAGUAUUUUGAGAUAUCGAACCUAUCAAAUGUUUCUGAUUUUAAUGUAUGUAUUUUUCUCGGUACUUACUGUUUAUUAUUAUAGGUGGAUAAUGUUCUGUUUUUAAUUAAUUUAUAAAUGCACUGAAUGUGUACCAUUAUUUGUAUUUUCGUCACAUUCGAAUUUUUCUAGGACGGAAAUUAUGCCGCGCUUAGAGUAGAUGAAAAUACUUUAUCAGAGUCUGACGAAGACAAGUCUGAAGAGUAUGAAAAUUCACUUUCAGAUGAUGAGAGAGAUAGUAAUUCAAAAAAUGCAGAACACACAAGUAAUCAUCAUUUGGAAUGUAAAUCAGAAAUCAGUGACUCUGAACGUGAACGUAGAUCUACUUUAGUACAUCAACUAAUAUCUGAAGAAAUUACCGGCCAAAGUAAUUUAUUCUCUGCUUACAAAAUUCAAGGUUCUGAAACUGAUUGGGCUGAAGCUGUAGUAGGACAUGGAGCUGAUCUUUCUUCACUUACUGUUAAAUUACCAUCUAAUCAAAAAAUUAACAAUGAACGGUAAGUAGUAAGUUUCGCAGAAAGUAUAGUUGAAGUCGCUUCAUUUGAAAACAUGCUAAUGUUUCGUAUAUACUUCGCAUAAUUGCUUGGGACGAUUUGAGAGAUGAUAUAACAUUAUUAAAUCUUACAUUAUCGAUGCGAUCCAGUUUUAUGAGUUUCAUACAUCUUCAUCUAAUUGUUCGUGUUAAACAUGAAAUUCCAACGAAGUUAUUAUAUCUUCAAGAAAAAAACGAGUUUCUUUCUUUUGGUUUCAGAUCGACUUGGUCAAUUUAUUUAUUAUAGGAUUAGAUAAUAAUUUACUCCGCCUAUUGAUUAAUUUAUAUAUAUUGCUUGUAGGAUCAGUGACUUAUUCACUAUGAACAAUCACUAUGAUUAUCUUUUAAAUCUUCUCUUACAUAGCAAAAAUAAUUUGAUUAGGAUUUAUUGCUAUUUCUUUUUGGUAGAUUGAUAUUAAUUAUAAAUUCCAGAUACUUAUUUAACAUAUUUAGAUAAUUCCAUAAUAAACUUUUGUUAAUGACUUGUUUAUAUUCCCUUGAAAAUCUUAUAUUUUAUACUGAUUUACUGAGAACAAUUUUCAUUUAAAUCAAUUGUGUGACGAAAACAUUUUUCUUCCUUAAUAGAAGCAUAAAAAGUAUUUCUUGUUAAAGACAAAAAAGUUAUUUCCACGAGUUCUAGUAACUCUUUUUGUUAUUGUUAUUCUUUAAUUUAAUUUAAAAAAUAUGCACUACAAAGUAAAUGCCAUGUCUUCUGGUUUUUAUACUGUUUCAACUUCAACAUUUUAUGUUUCCGUGUAUUAUUUAAUUCUUUUACAAUUAUUAAUCUUGAUCUAUCUUUUGGAUAAAAUAUUCAAGAUCUUAACAACUGCUUAUUGAGUUUCUGAUUAAGAAUAACAUUCUUGUGUGUUUAUGUAUUCCCCUCUGUUACAUGGAUCAGCAAAUUUUUAUCAUUAUUUUUAACAGAUAUAUUCUGACUUAUUGGUUUGCGGCUAUAUAGCUUUGAAAGUGAAUUUAUUUAAUUAAUCCUUUUUGGUUAUUUUAUGUCACGAUAAGUGUAUUCCGUUUAUUUAGAAAUUAGAAGAACCCUAUGACAAUGAAGAAAUUCAACUGGUCUUUAAGUUACUCUAUUAAAUUUACUGACGUGAAUACGAAAAUGAACUUUUUCACUGACUGUAAAAUAGCAUAAAUAUCCUAAAUGUUAUUAGAAAAUAUUCAUCACAGUUUAUAUAUAUCUGAUCUCUCAAACGAUACACUUUGGGGAUCAUUAUGUCAAAAAGAUUUUAUAUCGUUACUUAACCUAUCUAUAUCUUAAUUUUUUUAAUUUUGCUUUUCUUAGAAAAAAUAAAGAUCAACAAUCUUGUCACUUCGAGAAGAAAAAACAUAAAAGAAAACUUAAAUUGACUAAAUCGAAGCGUCAAAAGCUGACUUGAUUUCGGAAUUAUUAUUUUCUUGUAUACAAUGAUGUAAAGCUUUAAAUAUAUAGUCAACUAUGU
Schistosoma curassoni is the source of this 5486-nucleotide messenger RNA. The record is from the annotation of a GenBank genome assembly. Lineage: Eukaryota; Metazoa; Platyhelminthes; Trematoda; Strigeidida; Schistosomatidae.